Messenger RNA from Orussus abietinus, 1111 nucleotides. It is a transcript of the gene amrt, whose product is annotated as TM2 domain-containing protein CG11103. Bases 124 to 684 code for a protein of 186 amino acids. NCBI's taxonomy places the organism in Eukaryota, Metazoa, Arthropoda, Insecta, Hymenoptera, Orussidae. The record is from RefSeq and is a predicted model, not a curated record. The transcript has 3 exons.
AUUCAAGGCUGCAAGCUCGCUUUUGCUGAAUGGUUAGGUGUCACAGAACAAGUGUAAUGAUCAAGUGUCAUUGUUUGAGGUUAUUUUUGUAUCCGUGUUGAGCGUAAUGGUGAUUACCGGAAAAUGAGAUCCAUUAUUGAGCUUGCACUCUAUAUAGCAGUCUAUUUGAAAUACAGUGAAUGUCUUGUGCUGACUGCAGCAAAUAAAACCACGGAGCCACAGCAGGAAUAUAGGCCUGAAGGACCUCUUGUAAUGUGUAAAUAUUUACCCAAGGAAUUUAUCGAAUGCGAAGAGCCCAUUGACCAUAAAGGAAACAAGACCGCAAAAGAAGAAACUGGGUUCGGAUGCGUAAAGUUUGGUGGUUCACGUUACGAGGAUGUGGAAAAGACCAAAGUAUCUUGUACAGUUUUACCAGACAUUGAAUGUUACGGGCCACGUACAUUUUUUCGCGAAGGAGUCCCUUGUAUAAAAUAUAGCGGCCAUUACUUUGCUACCACUUUAUUAUAUAGUAUUUUAUUAGGAUUUCUAGGUAUGGAUCGAUUCUUCCUUGGUCAGACUGGGACUGCGGUAGGUAAAUUGUUGUCACUAGGUGGCAUAGGUGUUUGGUGGGUCGUAGAUGUCAUUUUGAUAGUGACCAACUCUUUAUUACCUGAGGACGGAAGUAACUGGAAUCCCUAUGUAUAAUAUUUAUAUUACGUCUCAUUUUUUUAUAUUUUUAUAAAAAAUGUAUUACAUGUUAGAUAGUUUUAACUAAAUUUCAAUGAAAUCAUAAUUUUUUCUGAAAUGGUCAUUGCUUUUAGAAAAUUUUGUUAUGCUAUAUUAUUUCUCUAAAUUCUGGUGACAUACAACAUGAAAUCAGAAUUUUCCUUAGAACGAUAAGUUAAUUAAAUUAUUAUUAGUAAAUUAUUCAAAUGAAUUAAUUAUGCAAAUUGAACAUAGAAUUGUACAUCUGGUAGGAGGAAUAUUGAAAGCAUACCUGUCAUCAUUUUUUACAAAUUAUUUUAUUAUAACUCAUAAUCAUCAGGAUGGUAUAGUUCACUUAAAAGCCUGUAAAUAUAUGAAGGAGCAUUUCCACCUCUGAAAAUAAAACAAGUAAUUCAAUUACCUGGUA